Aedes aegypti (yellow fever mosquito) is the source of this 2293-nucleotide messenger RNA. Its product is annotated as ABC transporter F family member 4. Gene Ontology annotation, cellular component: pericentric heterochromatin. Bases 120 to 1955 code for a protein of 611 amino acids. Gene Ontology annotation, molecular function: chromatin binding. The transcript has 2 exons. Gene Ontology annotation, biological process: chromatin organization; negative regulation of transcription by RNA polymerase II. Lineage: Eukaryota; Metazoa; Arthropoda; Insecta; Diptera; Culicidae. The record is from RefSeq and is a predicted model, not a curated record.
GGUUGAUGCAUCUUUGCAAAGUUUGUCUUUUCGGUGAUUGCCACUCGGCUUCGUUGAUUAUUUUUUUCGGGAACAAAUUUUUCUGAAAGUGUGGUGUAAAAAAGCAAUUUGAACGCAAAAUGCGAAAGGAAAAUCUCAAACGCAAAGGUGACGACGCGGAGAAUGGUUCUGAUAGCGAAGAGCAGGAGAAAUCGCCGGCCGCCGGUGAAAAAGAGGAGGAUGCCGAAAUGCAAAGUGCAAACGAAAACACCGAAGAAAAUGGAGACUCGAAAGAGCCCGGCACCGAUGACGAUUUUGAGGAUGCCGAAACCGGUGACGAUAAGGAUGCUAAGAAGGAAGAUUCCGAGAAGGACAAGGAUAGCGGAAAUGGUGAGGAGAAGGAGGGCGGGGAUGAGGAAGACGUUCCGUUGAAAAAGAAUGGCCGCGGAAAGCCUAAACCGGGUAAAAAAGCUGUCAAGGAGACCAAUGGGGACUCGAAGACGAAUGGUGAUGAUAAGGGGGAUGCUGAGGGGGAGGAGGAGGAAGAGCAGAAGGAAGCGGUUGAUGGAGGUGAGGGGGAAGAAGCUAAGGAGGACGGCGCCGGGGAGGAUAAGGAUGAAGCUGAUGCGGAUGGAGAACCAGGAUCGAAGAAGGCAAAGAAGGAUAAGCAAGCUGCUGCCAAGAAAAAGGAAGUGAAGAAGACCAAGCCGAAACCGGCAAAGAAAGCCAAGAAGGAAGAGGGCGAAGAAGAUGAAGAGAAAGAGGAGGAGGAAGAAUAUGAAGUUCAGGACAUCGUUGACCAUCGUAAGGAACGGGGCGGUAAAAUGGUUUUCCGUAUUCGCUGGAAGAAUUACGGAGCAAAAGACGAUACCUGGGAACCGGAAGCUACGUUGUCCUGUCCGGAAAUAAUCAAACGCUACAAAGCCAAGCUCAAGAAAGCGGAGGAGAAAGAGCAGGAAGAAGAGUAUGAAGUUCAGGACAUUGUGGACCACCGGAAGGAACGCGGUAAAAUGGUUUAUCGCAUCCGUUGGAAGAACUUUAAGGCCAAGGAUGAUACCUGGGAACCGGAGUCUACAUUGUCUUGUCCGGAAAUUAUAAAACGCUAUAAAGCUAAGCUUAAAAAAGAGGAAGAAGAAGAAGAAGAUGAUGAAGAGGAGCAGGAAUACGAAGUUCAGGAAAUAAUCGAUCAUCGUAAGGAGCGCGGUGGAAAAAUGGUAUAUCGCAUUCGUUGGAAGAAUUUCGGAGCAAAGGAUGAUACUUGGGAACCGGAAGCUACAUUAUCCUGCCCGGACAUUAUCAAACGCUACAAAGCUAAGCUCAAAAAACAGGAAGAAGAAGAAGAAGAUGAUGAAGAGGAGGAAUACGAAGUCCAAGAAAUAAUUGAUCAUCGUAAAGAACGCGGUGGAAAAAUGGUUUAUCGUAUUCGUUGGAAGAACUUUGGAGCAAAGGAUGAUACCUGGGAGCCGGAAUCAACAUUAUCCUGUCCGGACAUUAUCAAACGCUACAAAGCAAAAAUUGAAAAAGAAGAAGAAGCACCGCCGGCCAAAAAGGGUAGACCUGGUCCGAAAUCGACGCCAGCCAAAAAGGGCUCAUUUGAUAGAAGAGACAAGUCGAAGGUACCUCCGAAGAAGCGUGUCACCAGGGAAGAAUCCGAAGAGUCCGAAGACGAUGACGACGUUGAAUAUGAGGUGGAAAGGAUCAUCGAAGCGCAGUACAAACGCAACGGACAACGGGAGUAUCUGGUCCGAUGGAAGGGAUUCUCGGCAAAGGACGACACCUGGGAACCGGAGGACAAUUUGCACUGUAAAGAUUUGAUCGCUGCGUUCAACGAGAAACAUAAGUCGAAGAAAGCUCCCGCUAAAGCGUUGCGUGCCGACAGGAAGCAACCCGAGCGGUUGAAUAUAGUCGAAAGGGGACACAAGACGUCCAAACGUAACGCCGGAAAGGCUCCGGUAAACUACUACGAUGGGGAGUAAAACUUGACUGAUAUACGGAAUGUAGGCGCUGGGCCUAGGAACAGAAAAAAAAUUACAACUAUACUUAUCGUCAUAGGUGUACCGUAGAUUUAAGAACGCAAUUACCUAAACGAAUGCAUUUUACAUCUGACCUUUGCACUCGAUCUGAGUCGAUUGAAGGAUAAGCUUACCUUACCCUAUUCUAUUUUCGUAGUGUUCCUGAUUGUAACUGUAUCUGGUACGUACUGGAUAACCGAGAGAGAAGAAACUAAUUGUCAAACGGAAUUAUAUUUUUGGUUUUACCCCAGCACAUGUAUGAAUCAAACUAUCGUAUAUAAUAAACUACUCUAGAAUAAUUA